GAACUGACUCUUCUACACAACGGACCACGUCGCUCUCGGCUCUGGACUCUUUCCCAUGCGCUUGGCCUCAGAGACAACUGUGACAUCGACACCGGCCGAGCCGCAUUCGAUCUUCGUAUAGAGUCGAAUUUCGCGCUCUGAGCCGAGCAUCUGUGAACAUCUUUAGUGGACGAUCAUGAAUUACGGCAUCGCUCAUUAGUCAUCAUCGAAUGGUAGCCGAAAGUGGUCCAUUGCGGAGAGCUUAGUUGGCAGACACUACUGAGGAGAUACGUGGUCAAGUGGUCCGGGAGGUCGGCCAAGAGACACCACUCUGUGUCGCACGGAUUGCGUUUGUGUGAGUGCGUGUGCUUGUUCGUUGUGAUCUUCGGGUGAUUUCCAACAGACGAAAAAAUGACUUCACACUGUCUCUCAGUUUUGAGAAUCGUGAUGACCUCAGCGUGGAUACUGCUCUUCGCCCUCGCGAUCUCCGAAGCCAACUUCGGAAUGAAACGGAGAAGUCACAAAGAAACCCGUCAAGCGGAAUGCAAGAUCCCUGCGGAGUGGAGCGGGGAUUGGGUUCAGCACGACACGACUCAACACACCCUGAGGCUGGACAAAAGCAACUUUUUGGCCAGCGGGAAAUGCAUCGACUCAGCCGCCAACUCAGACAAGGAGCACACAUUCGUCAUCGAGGAUGCGAAAGACCGCUGUUACCGCGCUUUCGUGAUUCACGAGAAGCAUCCGAACGUUCUACAAUACCGAAAAUCAAUGUGCCUCGACAAACCCCAGGAUUCCAAGUUGGAUCCGAAUAAGGUCCGGUACCAAAUCGAGUCCGACUCGCCCACGGUUCUCCUGAUUCGAGUGAACGCCACUCCCGAACGCUGUCCGCUCCAACACCAGAGCUACCGCUUUUCGUACAACCGCAACCACGGCGAAUGCGUCAGUCCGCCAUCGAGGGUAGACCAAUGCAACCAGAACAAUACGAAGUUGCUGUUCCGCUUCCAGGCCUGUGCGGACGUCAUAGGGACGGAGUCAAGCACCGAGGAGCUGACUUGUAUAGCCGGCUGGCGCGACGGACAACAUUUGUACUUCAUUGGCAAGAUGAUAAAGAAAAACGCCCACAUUCGAAACCACAACGACGCGUCCCACUACAGAUGUUACAUCUACCAACACGAUCCAGAAGCUAAGACGACGUACAUAGCAGAGAGCGCCGACGCCACCUGCUACGGCGUGUACUCCGCCACGGAAGGUUCUCGCGUCAUGAAACUGCACACCGUCGACAGUCCGCCUCCGCAGUGCUCAUUCCCCCUGUACAUGCUCGAGAAGGAGAAGGAGAAACGGCCGAUUUGGCUGAAAAUCAACAAAUACAAUUCAGCCGGAGAUUCGAAAACGAAUUUCAUAUUCAAUAGCACACUGAGAGAAUUGACGAUCAAAGAAGAUGGCGAUUAUGACGCGAGGGCCGUCUGCAUCCAGCAGAUGGUCGGCCAUAACCCCGACGAGAUCAACGGGACGUUCAGCUACGUCGUCGAAUACCAACAGAAAUGCGAAACAAGCUUCCGUUGUAUGACUUUCCAUCGCCGUUCAGAGCACGUUGUCGAGCUGCAGAUUGGAUCGCCUGCCAUUACCGUCAAGGAGGCGUGUUACCAGCCCUACUACGACAAGGACAGCCGUACUUUUGACACCCUCUACCGUGCUGCACCGAGGAGGUGUGUUCUGCAUGGGAACUCUUUCAAAGUUGUUGGCAAACUUCAAAUGCCUCUGGACCAUUGUGGGACCGGCCAUUUUUCCACGCUGGGAUGCAUCCAUAAGAGCUCCAUGGUGUUCUACACAUCGUGCGGUUCUUACAAGUUCAAUAAUCAUUUCGUCUGCUAUGGGCAUUACCGUCGAGGGAACUCGACGUACAUGAUCGCGGAGGAGGAAGGCAAGGGCACCGUGUGCUUCGCCUACACCCGGGAGAGCAAAUAUUACACGCUUAAAAUCUAUCAGGACCAGUGCCCGCGAUCGCACGAGCCCGAGCUCGAAGCACACAUGCGUCUGCAAGUGUUGCAGAACCAGAACGACUGCGACAAUAAUUUGGAUACGGCGUCGCGAGCAGCGAUGGCGUCGUCAGCCACCAGUCAAGGGGUCAGGAAAUUGCUGUGUUUACUCUCAACGUUGGUCCUCAUCAUGCUUCGGUAGGAGCGCCCACACUGUUGUUUGUUGAGGUCUUAUGCAAUGUCCGUGUACAGAAGCAGAAUUCGGAGACCCCGGCCGGUUUUUAAAUAGAGGAAUUCCGGAUUGAACGAUCGACGAGGCUGCCGUCACAGAGAUGGAGUAUGGCCCACUCGUCGCGCAAGCUGACACGGCUCAGUCAGCUGGAGGUGGAAACCGUCUGAUAGGAGAGAUACCGUCUCAUAGGCCCGUAGUCGGCACUAAACAUACAAUCAUUGUAAAUCUAGCACGAGCUGUACACAGUUUUGUAUGAAUGCAGUGGAACAACGUCCAACUGUUCGUAGUGCCUCGAGUGUGUAUCGUAUGAAUUUGUACAUUGGGUGUGACAAGCUUCGAACGUUCCCAGCUGUAAAUAGGUCGUCUGUGAAUUGUGCAGAAGUUGAGGGUGGACGCGCAAGCCGAGCUUCUCCCAUCACCGUUCGGGACGAAGUCCGACCUACGGUUCAGAAGACUGUUUUUCCGGUCCGAGGGAACUUAUUCGGUUCGGGAGGCUUUUCCAUCGGGAAAGGCGUUUUUCUUUUUUGUGUGGCAGCCCUCUUCGGUUCGAAUAAGUUUUUUUCGUAGCUUCGGGACCCUUUCUGGUCAAACUUUUAGUGCGAGAGGAGAACGAUUCCGUGGGAGGGAAGUCUCUUGUUGACUCGAGAAACCAAGAGAAAAGAGGACGGUGGUGUCGAACGAGGCCGAGAAAGGGUAAAGAGAAAGUCCCUGAAAAAGUCGAAGAAGUUUUUUUCGGCCUAGCAGGACGCAAAUCCGAAAAUAAUUGGCUCUUGGGCUCACUUUUUUUUCGCUGUCU
Messenger RNA from Galendromus occidentalis (western predatory mite), 2983 nucleotides. RefSeq lists its product as uncharacterized. Gene Ontology annotation, biological process: autophagosome-lysosome fusion. NCBI's taxonomy places the organism in Eukaryota, Metazoa, Arthropoda, Arachnida, Mesostigmata, Phytoseiidae. The transcript is spliced from 11 exons. The record is from RefSeq and is a predicted model, not a curated record. Bases 391 to 2157 code for a protein of 588 amino acids.